CUAAUAAAUUCCUUUAUGAGCCACACCCUUUUAGAAGACAUAAACAAUCCUUUGGACCAUGUCCAUCUCAAAGAAAGAGAAAUGGCAGCGAUACGUGGACGAUGCUCUCCUCAAAACCGAGCAGGUGACAAUGGCCGCCAUACACGGCUUGGACGGAGAGGCAUGGGCCACAUCAGAUGGAUUUAAUGUGACCACAGAGCAAGUAGCAAAGCUUGUAACUUGCAUCACGGGAGAUACCACCACACUUAAGAAAUCUGGCAUCAAAGUCGGGAAUCGGAGCUACAUACUGUUAAGAGAUGAUCCUGGGAGAUCAGUGUAUGGUCGCAAAGGAGCUGACUCUGGCGUCUGUGUUGUGAAGACGAAACGUGCUUUACUGAUUGGUGUGUAUGGAGUUGGUGUCCAGCCUGGAAACUGUAAUGCUGUCAUGGAAAAAAUGGCUGACUAUUUGAUUGAGCAUGGACUGUAGUAUGCUCAUUUUAAUUUUAAAUGCCGUAGUUAUACUUUUUCACCAAAUACUUUUUGAGAAAAAUUAAAAAUUCAUAAAA
Messenger RNA from Amphimedon queenslandica, 545 nucleotides. RefSeq names its product profilin-2-like. The transcript has 2 exons. Gene Ontology annotation, molecular function: actin monomer binding. NCBI's taxonomy places the organism in Eukaryota, Metazoa, Porifera, Demospongiae, Haplosclerida, Niphatidae. Gene Ontology annotation, cellular component: cell cortex. Bases 59 to 466 code for a protein of 135 amino acids. The record is from RefSeq and is a predicted model, not a curated record.